CAUUGAAAUCACCUCAUUUUGCACUUAACAACAACUCCAGAUUGUGAGAGGAAUCAUUAUUUAUGAAUAUUAAAACUUCGACGCUCCAAGACUGAAAUCAUGGGAAGCCAGAGAAAAGCAGCUGAAUCCCAGGUACCAGCAGAGGAGAGUGAUCUCCUCUCGAUAAAGCCCUUGGGUGCUGGUCAGGAGGUGGGUAGAUCUUGCAUAAUGCUGGAAUUCAAGGGCAAGAAGAUAAUGCUGGAUUGUGGAAUUCAUCCAGGUCUCUCAGGGAUGGAUGCCCUCCCGUUCGUGGACCUCGUGGAAGCUGACGAGAUAGAUCUCCUCCUGAUCUCUCACUUUCACCUGGAUCACUGUGGAGCACUCCCCUGGUUCCUCCAGAAGACGAGCUUCAAGGGCAGAUGUUUCAUGACCCACGCGACAAAAGCCAUCUAUCGCUGGCUCCUCUCUGAUUACAUCAAGGUCUCCAACAUCGCGACCGAACAGAUGCUGUACACUGAGUCUGACCUUGAGGCAAGCAUGGACAAAAUCGAGACGAUAAAUUUUCACGAGGAGAAAGAUGUCUUCGGGAUUAAAUUCUGGGCGUACAACGCUGGUCAUGUCCUGGGGGCUGCCAUGUUCAUGAUAGAAAUUGCAGGUGUGAAGAUCCUGUACACCGGAGACUUCAGUCGCCAGGAGGAUCGUCACCUGAUGGCAGCGGAAAUUCCAAAUGUCCACCCAGAUGUGCUGAUAACCGAGUCAACAUACGGCACUCACAUCCACGAAAAACGAGAGGACCGAGAGCGACGUUUCACUAAUCUCGUCCACGAGAUAGUGAAUCGUGGUGGUAGAUGCCUGAUUCCAGUAUUCGCCCUGGGUCGUGCCCAGGAGUUGCUAUUAAUUCUGGAUGAGUACUGGAGUCAACAUCCAGAGCUACACGAAAUUCCCAUCUACUACGCCUCAUCAUUGGCUAAAAAAUGUAUGGCAGUUUAUCAGACGUACGUAAACGCGAUGAAUGAUAAAAUUCGUCGUCAGAUUGCGAUAAAUAAUCCCUUCGUGUUCAAACACAUAUCAAACCUGAAGGGGAUCGAUCACUUCGAUGACAUUGGUCCGUGCGUGGUGAUGGCAUCACCAGGAAUGAUGCAGAGUGGUUUAUCGAGGGAAUUAUUUGAAUCCUGGUGUACGGACGCUAAAAAUGGAGUGAUAAUCGCUGGUUACUGUGUCGAGGGUACCCUAGCCAAGACUAUUCUCUCAGAGCCAGAGGAAAUAGCCACAAUGAGUGGACAGAAGCUCCCACUCAAGAUGUCAGUGGAUUACAUAUCAUUCUCAGCUCACACUGAUUACCAGCAGACAUCCGAGUUCAUCAGGAUCCUGAAACCACCGCACGUGGUGCUCGUCCAUGGGGAGCAGAAUGAAAUGGGAAGACUGAAGGCUGCCCUUCAGAGAGAGUACCAGGACGAUCCCAGCACCACCAUGGAAAUUCACAAUCCAAGGAAUACUGUUGCUGUUGAAUUGUACUUCAGGGGUGAGAAGACAGCCAAAGUCAUGGGUACCCUCGCCAUGGAGACAUCGAGACCCGGUGAAAUACUGUCUGGUGUUCUCGUCAAGAGGAACUUCAAUCACCACAAAUUGGCACCAUCUGAUCUGUCAAAGUACACGGAUAUGACAACUAGUCACGUCAUUCAGAGACAGAGCAUGCACUUCGGUGGAUCUUUAGUGGUCCUAAAGCAUCUCCUGGGACAAAUUGCUGGUAAUCUCGAGUACGUCGACGACAGAAAAAUACGAGUGUUUAAAAAUGUCGAUGUCACUGUCGAUGGGAAAAUAGUAACGAUGGAGUGGCUCGCUACACCUGUCAAUGACAUGUAUGCAGAUUCAGUUUUUACUGCUCUCCUUCAGGCUGAACUCAUGGACAAUCCACCCAAGACACUACCUCCACCAACUAAAAUGGAUAGAAUGCAUUUUAAGAUGUGUCUCAUUGAGAUGCUCCAGGAGAUGUUCGGGGAGGACUCGGUGCCCAAGAUAUUCAAGGGAGAGCAGCUCUAUGUCACUGUUGAUGGAAAAAAAGCACAUAUUGAUCUGAUGGGGCUCAAUGUCACCUGCGGAGAGGACGAGGUAUUUCAGCAGAUUGUUCAGACUGCUGUCUCAAAACUUCAUCAGUCACUGGCGUCUCCCUCCGAGACCAUCUGAGAAUAAUGACUGUGAAUCGUCAUCCUAAUUUCAUGCAACAUUAUCUUUAUACUUUCCAAUAAAAAUAACGAAAUGAUAUUUAACAUUUCUGUCAUGAUUUCAUUAUUUUUUUAAAUUAUGUGGAUUAUGUAUAUAGUAUAUAGACAACGCACUCAUUAUAAAAUUAUAAUUUCA
Fopius arisanus is the source of this 2337-nucleotide messenger RNA. It is a transcript of the gene Cpsf73, whose product is annotated as cleavage and polyadenylation specificity factor 73. Gene Ontology annotation, cellular component: mRNA cleavage and polyadenylation specificity factor complex. Gene Ontology annotation, molecular function: 5'-3' RNA exonuclease activity; RNA binding; RNA endonuclease activity. The coding region runs from base 100 to 2163 and encodes 687 amino acids. Lineage: Eukaryota; Metazoa; Arthropoda; Insecta; Hymenoptera; Braconidae. The record is from RefSeq and is a predicted model, not a curated record. The transcript is spliced from 3 exons. Gene Ontology annotation, biological process: mRNA 3'-end processing by stem-loop binding and cleavage.